CGACUCAACUCCGCUGGCUUCACGAAAGCACAGCCCCGUUCACGAAUAGCCCAGAGGUCAGGCUUUCUAAAAGCUGGAAUCUUCUGGCUGGACCCGACUCUACUCGGCCAUUGGCUGGAGAGAUCCAGAAGGCUGCUGAACUCGAAGCCGAGCCCCCAACCAGGAGCAGUUCUGUCCCGCAGUUUUUACAUGAGGGCGGUCCAGCUGAUGAAGUGAGUAGCAAGAGCUACAACUACAAUGGUCAAGAAUUAGAUUUGCCAACGCAGCAACAGAAGUCUGAAUCAGAGGCGCAGACAAGUUCGGGACAGACGAAGACUAAGUUAUCAUCUUCGUGUAAAGAUUUGCCAGAAAAUCUGAACGGAUUGGAAAAUUCACUUUUGCGCGAUGACCCGAGGCAAGACGCGGGGAGAUUUCUCCUGGAUGACGACAUGAUCAUCAUAGAGCACGAGUACUUGGCUGACGUCAUACGGGUCGCUCCUCAAACGUCUGGGAAGGAGAUUCGACGUCUGCAUACGAUCAAAGAAGAAGGAGGAGACAGUGGCAACGAAAGGAAACCUGUUCAAAGCACGACGUCUUCCUCCGCGCAGAAGAGUACAAGAAGAAGACUUCGUUCCCAGACGUCUUUUAACAGACUACGCCUGUCCAGACAUCCGAAACAACAGGCGGCGCUGAAGAAACCGGUCGUCAAGGCAACGGAUAUCUCGAAGACACCACGAGGUCGCAAGGUCUUUCGACGUGUUGCUCAGAGCAUUCUUGACGACAUAGACUGCAAUAUCAUCAACGUCAAUGAUUUUGUCGACGACGACGACGAUAUUGGCGAUGGAGCGUAUACCGAUGAUGAGGGCGAGGAUGAUAAUGACAAUAGAAGCGGCAUCGCUUACGGUGAUUACAGAAACAGGAACAUCUCCAUUCUGAGGACGAAGGCAGUGUCUCCACCUAGCAUUAUGGAGCUGCAGAGGCAGAUGGGCGGUUGUACAUGCCGCUGGAUUUUCGAGCUGACCCCAGACUCCGACCCGGAUCUGCUCCUGGGGAAGGGGCUGCGCAUGCGCGGCAGUCACGUGGGCGUCCGUUACCUUGACGACCAGCUGAGGGACGAGCAUCACGCCUACCUCAUGUUCUUCGCCUUCUGCAACAGACUGAAGAGCUCGAGGGUUCAGAAGAAGAGAAAAGCUGUGAGCAGGGCGUGAACUUUCGUGGAUUUUUGCGGCUGGCUUUCAAAGUCCUCACCACUGAUUCUGUCACUGCGUUUAAUCUUUAUCGAUACUUUUUAUUUAAUUUUUGUUAU
Messenger RNA from Aplysia californica (California sea hare), 1285 nucleotides. RefSeq lists its product as uncharacterized. The record is from RefSeq and is a predicted model, not a curated record. Lineage: Eukaryota; Metazoa; Mollusca; Gastropoda; Aplysiida; Aplysiidae.